UCCGCCGGGGGGGCGAAGAUGGCCGAGAAGCAGCAGAAGCACGACGGGAGGGUGAAGAUCGGCCACUACGUGCUGGGGGAUACGCUGGGGGUCGGCACCUUCGGCAAAGUCAAGGUUGGCGAACACCAGUUGACGGGGCACAAAGUAGCAGUAAAAAUCCUAAACAGACAGAAAAUACGCAGCCUGGAUGUGGUUGGCAAGAUCAAACGAGAAAUUCAAAACCUAAAACUCUUCCGGCACCCUCAUAUUAUCAAGCUGUACCAGGUCAUCAGCACACCAACGGACUUCUUCAUGGUCAUGGAAUAUGUAUCUGGCGGUGAAUUAUUUGAUUACAUCUGUAAGCAUGGACGUGUUGAAGAGGCUGAGGCUCGACGCCUUUUCCAGCAGAUUCUCUCCGCAGUGGAUUACUGUCACCGACACAUGGUUGUCCACAGGGACCUGAAACCAGAGAACGUGCUGCUGGACGCACACAUGAAUGCGAAGAUAGCUGAUUUUGGACUGUCCAACAUGAUGUCAGAUGGUGAAUUUCUACGCACCAGCUGUGGUUCCCCAAAUUAUGCAGCCCCUGAAGUCAUCUCUGGAAGGCUGUAUGCCGGCCCAGAGGUGGACAUCUGGAGCUGCGGCGUCAUCCUCUAUGCCCUCCUCUGUGGCACUUUGCCCUUCGAUGAUGAGCAUGUGCCUACCCUCUUCAAGAAGAUCCGUGGAGGUGUGUUUUACAUCCCUGAGUACCUCAACCGCUCCGUUGCCACUCUGCUCAUGCACAUGCUGCAGGUCGACCCUCUCAAGCGCGCAACCAUCAAGGACAUCAGGGAACACGAGUGGUUUAAGGAGGAGCUGCCCAGCUACCUCUUCCCAGAGGACCCUUCCUACGAUGCCACCGUCAUCGAUGACGACGCGGUUCGGGAGGUCUGUGAGAAGUUUGAGUGCACUGAGUCAGAAGUGAUGAACAGUCUGUACAGCGGUGACCCCCAGGACCAACUCGCGGUCGCCUACCACCUUGUCAUCGACAACCGGAGGAUCAUGAACCAAGCCAGCGAGUUCUACCUAGCCUCCAGCCCCCCAACUGGCUCCUUCAUGGACGACAGCAUGCACAUCCCUCCCGGUGUGAAGCCGCACCCCGAGCGGAUGCCACCCUUGAUAGCAGACAGCCCCAAGGCACGCUGCCCUUUGGAUGCACUCAACACCACCAAGCCUAAACCUCUGACUGUCAAAAAGGCCAAGUGGCACCUGGGGAUCCGCAGCCAGAGCAAGCCCUAUGACAUUAUGGCCGAGGUGUACCGAGCUAUGAAGCAGUUGGAUUUUGAGUGGAAGGUGGUGAACUCCUACCAUCUCAGAGUGCGUCGGAAGAACCCGGUGACGGGCAAUUAUGUGAAAAUGAGUCUGCAGCUGUACCAGGUGGACAACCGCAGCUACCUCCUGGACUUCAAAAGCAUUGAUGACGAGGUGAUGGAGCAGAGGUCCGGCUCAUCCACCCCGCAGCGCUCGUGCUCAGCAGCUGGCUUGCACCGGCCAAGACUGAGCAUUGAUGCUGCAGCAGCCACUGAGUGCCAGUCACUGAUGGGGUCCCUGAGCGGCUCCUUCGUGGGCAGCAUCUCCUCAGUGCCCCCACGCCUGGGCAGCCACACCAUGGACUUCUUCGAGAUGUGUGCCAGCUUGAUCAUGGCUCUGGCUCGCUGAGCCGGGCGCCGGACUCCCAGCACAUGGCAUUGCACUGUGAGGACCAGCUCCAACGUGGCCGUUGUGUUGUUCUUCUGCUUCCUUCCUUCUCCUCACCACUCCACAGCCUGCAGCACAGAACCAGUUCCUCUGUUAGAAGAUCCCAAGUGCACUCAAAGGACACAGCCCCUCAAACGAGGCAUUGAGGAAAUCAGGAAUGACUUCGUUUCACUCGUUAGACCAGAGUGAAAUAUAUAUGAGCUUUUUUAUCCUGAACCCAAUGGGAUACGUGGGCAGGGCUGUAAAGUAGCAAACAUAUCAUUGACUUUUGGUAGAGAACUCCCUCCUGGUUGAUCCUGAAUUCACAGAGCCUUGGGCAAGCAUUUCUUUCCCCAGCACACAUUGAUUCAGGUUGUACCUCCCAUACAGCCCCAAGCAGGGGGAGGACAGGGCUUCCUGGAACCUCUGGCAAUGCUUUCACCCUAAAACAAGCAGCUGCU
Centrocercus urophasianus (Greater sage-grouse) is the source of this 2156-nucleotide messenger RNA. It is a transcript of the gene PRKAA2, whose product is annotated as protein kinase AMP-activated catalytic subunit alpha 2. The record is from RefSeq and is a predicted model, not a curated record. The transcript is spliced from 9 exons. Gene Ontology annotation, molecular function: ATP binding; AMP-activated protein kinase activity. Gene Ontology annotation, biological process: intracellular signal transduction; protein phosphorylation. Gene Ontology annotation, cellular component: cytoplasm. The coding region runs from base 19 to 1677 and encodes 552 amino acids. Lineage: Eukaryota; Metazoa; Chordata; Aves; Galliformes; Phasianidae.